AUGCAUCCGUUCACAGCAUACGCCAUCGGCGUAGCCAUCGUUUGCUUCCUUGUAUACACGCUCAUUGAUAUCGUCUCAAAGUACAACGCCAAAUACAACUGUCGUGGACUACCUGGGCCGGCAUUGAUACCAUGGGUCGGACGUAUUCACGACCUGCCCAUUGACUUCAUGUGGCUCAAGUUUAAGGAAUGGGCCGACACGUACGGACCGAUUUACCGAACAAAGAUGCUGGGAGCAAAUUUCGUGAUCAUCUCGGAUGAGAGUAUUGCCGAGGAUCUUCUGAUUAAAAGAGCGAAGGUUUACUCCGAUCGUCCUGAGAUCAAGUCACUGUUCGACGCGAAGAGCACUUAUGGAUCCAUGGAAUACCUCCCUCUUAUGGGCAAGAACCAGUACUGGGCCCGUCAGCGCAAGUUCACCCACUCUUAUCUGACCGAGUCGACAAACGCCAGGUACUACGGCAUCAUGGAGUUCGAACAGAAGCGAUGGCUGCAGCGCCUUGUCGAGAACCCGGACGACUUCUGCUUUUCCCUCGAAGACAUGUGCUCUAAGGUUAUGGCCACCUUAACUUGGGACAACCAUGACAUCAGUAUACCCUUGACACCAAGCGCCUGGGGUCUUCUCACACAGAUGUCACCGGCUGGCCCCAUUACCAAUGUUCUGACACCUCUCUGGGACUGGCUACCUGAGCCCAUCAACCCUUGGAAGCUUCGUGAGCGCAAGCGCCACGAUGACCAGCAGGAGCUUUUCAUGAAGAGUCUCGUCGACAUCCGCAACAAGAUGGAGAAGGGCAAGCAGCGACCAUGCUUCACCAAGACAUAUCUCGAGACCGCCGAGAAGACCAACAUCUCCGGCGACUACGAGGCGUCUUGCGUGCUGGGUAUGAUGGCUCUUGUCGGUAUCUUCACGGUCACAGGGCCCAUCUACUACUUCUUGAUCGCCAUGGUUCACCACCCGGAGUGGCAGAAGAAGUGUCAGGAUGAGAUCGAUGCCGUCUGCGGAAACAACCCUCCCACAGUCGCCGAUAUGCCCAAUCUUCCCAUCCUACGCGCGUGCAUCAAGGAGACCAUGCGCUGGAAGCCUACUGUCCCAACGGGUGUUGCUCACGAAUGUGAAGCUGAUGACUGGUAUGGUGGGUACUUCAUCCCCAAAGGUACACGCAUUUUGCCGCUCGACUAUGCGUUCCUUCGCAACCCUGUCAAGUACCCUGACCCAGAGUCUUAUCGACCUGAGAGGUGGCUCGAAGAGGGUUGGCCAACAUUCCAGGGGCCGCUGACGAAAUUUCCUAUGAUUACCGGUAUGUCGUCGUUUGGCUGGGGACAGCGUCAAUGUCUUGGCAUGUCGAUUACCCGCGACGAAACCAUCACUGGCUGCGGCGGUCUGAUGUGGGCUUUCAACCUGAGGAGGAAGGUUGACCCCGUCACCAAGAAGGAGAUUGAAGUUCCUUUGAACAAGUCGAACUCGCUCCUUAUCAUCAAGCCCGACGCCUUCGAGAUGGCUUUCGAGCCAAGAAGUGGGAAGAGGAAGGCUGAGGUCGCUCAGCAGUGGAGAGACGCCGAGGCAGCGGAUGCUGCAGAGCGCACAGCAUUCCUCAGAGCUGCAGAAGCAAAGGAGGUGCUAAUUUAA
This is a messenger RNA of Didymella exigua CBS 183.55, 1623 nucleotides long. RefSeq names its product cytochrome P450 2C30. The transcript has 3 exons. The record is from RefSeq and is a predicted model, not a curated record. Gene Ontology annotation, molecular function: iron ion binding; heme binding; oxidoreductase activity, acting on paired donors, with incorporation or reduction of molecular oxygen. The coding region runs from base 1 to 1623 and encodes 540 amino acids. NCBI's taxonomy places the organism in Eukaryota, Fungi, Ascomycota, Dothideomycetes, Pleosporales, Didymellaceae.